UGUUAUUAUCUUGUGGGACAGAACAUUUUAUACCAGAACGUUCAUGUGUGCAAUUCACUAAAAUAUAAUGUUGACAUCUCUUAAGAUUAGUGUUAACAAAUAUACAUUGUAUUGUAAUUAACGCCAGUACAGAACGUCAAGUUUUCAGAAUGUUUACACUUCAAAUGAGUAUUUUAUUUUUAUUCGGAUAUUUUCUGCAAUCAUGCAAAGUCGCAGGUGAUAUCAAGAUUGCAAUACCGGGAUCAUCAUUGUCGACAAAUGCAUCGUUAUAUGCUAUUUGGAGUGUUGACCGAGCUGUUGAUGGUCGCAUCGGAGGCGGGAAGUGUGGAUGUUGUACCGCUAUUGAAAGGCCAUGUUCGCUCCAAUUAGAUCUACAACAAAGCUAUCUUGUGAAGCGCAUCGUACUUAAAGGGAGAACAGACGGAGCAUACAACCAGUUCGCAAACAUUACAGUGUAUAUUGGUAAUGACGUCAGUCAAAUGGUCGAACAACCGUUCUCUACAAUAUCUGAUUUAGUACAAACCUAUGUGUUAACUCCGCCACAAGCUAUGCAAGCAAUAAUUGUGAUUGGUGGCAUGUCUGGUAAACGGGACAAAGAUUAUAUGGUAAUAUGUGAAAUAGAAGUUUACAGACAACAAGAUUGCGCAAAUGGAACCUAUGGACCUGAUUGUAACAAAACAUGUCAUUGUGUGGAAGGACCUUGUGACGCUGUAACUGGUAUAUGUGGAACAGGGUGUAAGAGAGGCUGGAGAGGGGCUGCCUGCAAUGAAACUUGUGCAGAUGGAUCGUAUGGUACUAACUGUUCAUUAACCUGCAGCGCAUUUUGUCGAAACAAUCGCCCAUGCCAUCAUAUUAAUGGGACUUGCAUCGAGGGUUGUGCAGAUGGAUAUGACUUUUCCACUGACAAAACGUGUAAUACUCCCUGUGAUCACAAAAGGUACGGUCGAGAUUGCUCAUCAAUCUGCAGCGAAUAUUGUCACAAUAAGCAGACAUGUCAUCACAUAAAUGGGACAUGUCCUAACGGUUGUGGAGAUGGAUAUGACUUUAACCGUGACAAAACCUGCAAUGCUACUUGCAAAAACAGAAAAUUUGGUAAAAACUGUUUAAUGGACUGCAACUGUGAUGAAUGCCAUCAUAUUAACGGUUCAUGUGCCAUCUUUAAGCAGCAAUGCGACACUGGGUUUAAGAUGGACAAAGAUAUCUGUCAACCUUGUGAACGAAGACGCUUUGGUCCUAAUUGUUCAAAUGAAUGCCAUUGUGAACAAUGCCAUAAUGUCAAUGGAUCGUGUGAUCUGUACACCAACAAUUGCGAUGGUGGCUUCCGACUUGACAAUGGGCUAUGUAAACCUACAGAGGAAAAGACGACUAUUGAACUGUCUCAUGGGGAGCUUGUGGGCGUCAUAUGUGCAGCCAUUGUGGCAUGCGUUGUCUGUAGUGUAGUCACGGCAUUAUGCUUGAGACACAGAAGGCGUCACCAAACAUCUGCAUCGAAUACAACGGAAUCAUGUCAAGGAACGGCUGUUUCUGCCUACGAUGAAUUGUCGCCAAAAACAAAAGCAACUAGCCACUAUGACACACUGACCAUUACAAUCCCGCCAACGUCUUCUGAAUGCGAACAAAUUCCAAAAGCCUUACAGAAAGCUGAAGAAUACGAACGGUUGCAAUUAAACCAAAAAACAGUUGCUGCCACGUACGAAAAGCUGUCUCCAAAUUUAACCACUGGGGAACAGUACGAACGAUUGGAAACCUGUUAAUUGUCCGGAAGAGACAUCACAGUGAAUUAGGAACUUAUCGUAGACCACACGUUCGAUUUGAAAACAAUUGAUUCAAAGAACAAAGCAACGCCCAAUUUUCAGUAAAACUAAAUGGAUGCCGAUAAAUAUGUGUAUUUUCAUAUGAAUAUAUUUUUGUGUGGAAUAUAGUUUCGUAUAACAAACAUUUUGAAUACAUAUAGGAAUAAUGAUGCUUUAAUGAAUAAGGCUGUUUCGUACAUAUUUAAAUGGCUUGCAGGGAGAAAACGCUGGAACAAUAUUCGUAUAUUUAUGUUUAUAGUUUGGGUCUGUGAAAAAAAGAUAUAUGAACAUUAUCUAAAAUCAGACACCUUUUACAAACAUAAACUGUAAACUUCGACGCUUCAAGAAAAAAAGCUAAUAUAUAUCGGUGAAGUUAAGCUUUGUAUAUAUUUAAAGAUACUAUCUACUUAACUGUGGCCCCAAAAAGGCAACUUAUUAAAAUAUGUUAAAUUUGACAAAACUUAUAAUGGCAUAAAAAAACAGACACACCUCUCUAUAAACAAUAAAUAAUUAGUUGAUACAUUCAGACACAAAAUAGUCGUUUUAUAAAAUGACAACUGUGUAUUUGACCUUUUUUAUUUUAACAUUUUAACGUCAUUAUUGUGAGGUUUCUAUAUUAUCCAUAUAUUGGAUGUGGUUAUUUAUCAGACAUGAUAGCACAGUUAGCUUAGGCGAUGUCAAAUGCCAUUUCUUUGUACGGUUCAUAAGUCAGGAGUUUGAUGCCCACUGAGUAUUUUACUUGUUCUGACUAUUUGCUGAUUUGUUUAUAUCGAUUUCUCAUAUGGUGUUUUACAAUAUUGUAUUAAAUUAAUGAAACAAUCUGAAAAAAAUGCCUGAAUAUAUAUAAAAAUGCAUUUCAGUAAGACUUACACCUUUGGAGCAUAAGGUUCAGGGGUCGAUUAUUGAUGUGGAUCUACACAUUUGUAUUAAGGUUCAAUAGGUCUAUUAUUAGUUUGAACUUAAAUCUUUUGAUUAAUAGACCCAGGGGUACAUCAUUGCCGUGGACUUGGAUCAAAAGCUUAAGAAUUCUAUCCUUCGGGUUACCUACAUAUUUUGAUCAUUAUGUCCAUGGUUAGAUCAUUGGUUUUGACGUACAAUGUGGAUCAAAAUGUCCAGGUUUAAGUCCUUGGUUUGAACUUACACUUUUUAUCACAAAGUCCAAGGUUAGAUAAUUGAUUUGGACCUACACAUUUUGAUCAAAUGGUCCCGGGUUAGUUCCUUGGUGUGGAGUAACAUCUUUAGAUCAGAAGGUCCAGGGUUAGAACAUUCAUGAGGAAGAAAUCAUGCAGUUAUCGCAUUAUCACCCCCAGCAAGACAUGGACCUUUUUUCAGGCAUCCUGUCGCCUCGUCCUCAGUUUUAUCGAGGAGAGCGCGACCGACUCGCAGUCACUAAAUUCCUCUUUUAAUGACAUAAAGUUUCAUGAAUGAGAACUUCUGUUCCGCAACUUAUUUUUAUGUUUAGUUCUUUAUUAACGUAUGCUUGUCUAUAACACCUGAUUAAACAAGUUUUAAAUUUAAUUGUUGCAACAUUUGUAUAUUUUAUGAAGUUAUUUUAUUUAUUUAAGUUUUGUUUGUUUUGUUUUAUUUAUUUUUUUGCAGUCACAUAAACAACCCAGCCAUGUAAUAUGGAUCUUUUACACUUAUUAUGGCUGCUUCUUCCUGUAUUUGCAAAAUGAUGAUCUGAAAUAUUACCUAUAUGAUGCUAUACUCUAAAAUCUUUUUCUAAAAAGAAGGGAUGUAGUUGACACUUGUUCAUUUAAUCGUGUCUCAUUUAGUUGUUGCUCUGGUCUUCUUCUCACCAUUGAGUAAUUAAAUUGUAAUUAAACUGAAUGCGUUUUAAUUCCCCUUUAUUAUUGUUUAAUUUGAUUUACAAUGCUAUUUAGGUUAAUUUUUAUUUACAUUUAUAUAUACCAUGAAUAUUGCUGGGCCAAGUUUGAAGUUGAGCGCUCUUUAACCGGUUUAAACCCUCAAUGCUUUGAAUUGGCCGUUCAGAGGCGGUGACCCCAGCCUUAUUCAUCCAUGUUUGUAUGUUGUUUCCUAUUGUGCUGUUUCGUACUGUUUUUGCAAUUGGUCACUUGCAUAAAAAUAAAGGACCAUCUUAUUGUAUAUAAUGAUAAUGCUAUACUGCUCCAGCAGCUUGAGUUUCACUUCUUUAUAUUGCACUGCCAUGCCUUUAUCACGCGAAACUGUAAUAUCGUCCGCAACGUUCUAAGCAUACUUAGUAUACAGUGUAGUAGAUGUUUGCUUACCUUGGUCUUGUGGUUUGCUAGUACGGCAAUAUACUGAACGUACAUGAAACAAUUUUCGUAUGCAGUUUAAAAACCAUAUAAAUAGUAAGGGAGUUUUCGUAUUUAAUGAUCUUGUCGUCAUUAACAAUCCAAAAAAACACAUGAAUCCCUAAUCUUCAUUUUUUGUUGAACUGUUAAUUUGUCCCAAUAAUAUGCCCCAAGUUCGAAACUGGAUCAUGUGCGGUCAAUAACUUGGUCAUAAGUUGAAACUGAAGAGAAUGCAUUUAAAACUCUAAAGUCAUCAUUAUUUUCUAUGUAUCAUAAAUCUUUAUCAACCCAUUUGGUAUACAGCAUCCUCUUUAAGUGUUACAAAAUGUCCUCUGUUCCGAAAAUAAGUAUUCUCGUAUGCUGACUGUAUAUAUGAAUAAAAUGAAACGAUUAUCCCAUUCAGUUCAUGUUGUAUUUCGU
This is a messenger RNA of Dreissena polymorpha, 4489 nucleotides long. RefSeq names its product multiple epidermal growth factor-like domains protein 6. Lineage: Eukaryota; Metazoa; Mollusca; Bivalvia; Myida; Dreissenidae. The coding region runs from base 150 to 1754 and encodes 534 amino acids. The record is from RefSeq and is a predicted model, not a curated record. The transcript has 13 exons. Gene Ontology annotation, molecular function: scavenger receptor activity.